Messenger RNA from Cygnus olor (mute swan), 8707 nucleotides. It is a transcript of the gene KLHL17, whose product is annotated as kelch like family member 17. The transcript is spliced from 10 exons. The coding region runs from base 3904 to 6084 and encodes 726 amino acids. NCBI's taxonomy places the organism in Eukaryota, Metazoa, Chordata, Aves, Anseriformes, Anatidae. Gene Ontology annotation, molecular function: protein binding. The record is from RefSeq and is a predicted model, not a curated record.
UGUGGGGCUGGUUUCCCAGAGAAGGGGCACGGGGAUAUGAGGGACAGGGCACACGUAGGAGGGAUGGAUUUGGGCAUAAAGCGCGUCAGGCCUCAGGGAAUAUCAUGCCUUAAGAGGAGGGUGCGGCACCUUGUCCCCAGCACCCGGCCAGCUGCACAGGAUGUCUCCUCGCUGGCCCGGCGGGCAUAAAAUCUCCAUCCAGGGCCGCCAACAAGAAGCCUUUCUGCAGGGCCUUCCUGGGGAAAGGGCAGCCUCCGAGCUUCUCCCGGGAGGAUGCUCAGUUCCCUGUUUAUUGCUCAGCGCGCUUCUCUUCACUCGCGGCAAAACACGUUAUUUUUUUAUUUAUUUUUUUUUUGUGCGGAGAGAACAGGCCUCCCUCUGGGCAGGGAUCAUUUGCAUUAAUUAGCGGAGCCGUUAUGCACGGCCGCGCUCUGUCGCAUAGGAGCCAAACAAACGCCUUCUUUUUUUUUUUUAUUUUAUUUUAUUUUUUUUUUUAAUUCUGUCGUAACCUAGGAGUUAUUACAAGUCGGCCACCGCAUCCGUUACAGCCGCUGCGGAACACGUGCGCCCAGCCUGCCGCGUGCUCCACAAAAGUGGGCUUGUGUUUCCUUCCCCCCCGCCGGAGCCCUGGACACUGCCUCCCUGUCUCUCGUGGUCCAGGCGCCGUUCCCCGUUAAUUAUAUCUUCGCCGGGCUCGCAGCCCUUCAUUUCCUGGGAACGAGGUUUCACAAGGAAAUGAGGAAUAGUUAGUGCUGCCGGCGAGGCUGGGAGCUCGGCGAGCAGCGGGAGCAGCGGUGGGGCGCCCUCUCCCUUUUUCCCCCCACUGAUUUUAUCCUGGCUGGUUGAAGCAGAAGAGCUCUGACGGGAGCGAGUCAUUUCAGAGCAGAAGGAGGACAGGGGCUCUGUACCCACUGCAAGCCUUAAGCCAGACCCGUGCCGGUGGUCUCCACGUUUUGGGAUGCGGACCCUUCCCCACGGUGCCUGCGGGGCGCAACCCGUGGAGCAGGGCAUCAGCUGCCAGCCUGCCUGCUUCGGUAACCCUGCAGAGCUCGGCGUUUUUAUCACGUAAGGUGGUCCUGGCUGGUGAUUUUCUGGCAUUUUAAACGCGAGUGUGAGCCUCUGCGGUGCUCCUAGGCAAGGCACCUUGCUCGAGGGCCCCCUGGCACAGCAAAUCAGCCUCCUAGGGUUUGUCGUGAUUCACCUCUGCGUGCGCUGAUGCACGCAGCCAGGAGGCGGGGAGGCUCUGCAGGAGCUGUUUCCCUGUGCAAACCCUAAGGGAGGGACCGUCCCGUGGGCUGGGGAUGCUCUCGGGAUCCCGGUGGCACUGGGGUGGCUGGGAUGGGAUCUCCCUCGGGCGCUGCUCCCUGCUCGGUCGCUUCGUAGCUGGCGCUGCACGGGGCAGCAGGGGCGAGGGGGGCACCGGUGGGGCUUCACUGAGCUCUUCGGAGGCUCACUGCAGGGAAAGAUAACGUCCCCCUUGUCACUGCCUGCGUUUGUACUUGCCCAAAGUCACGCAAUGACUCAGUGGCAGGGCUGGGAAGAGAGCCCAGGACUUCCGACCCUCCUUGGAAAUGCAUCUGAUGGCCGGAGCUGGAGAUGCAGCGGCAUCGCGGUAACCUUCAGCCCGCCGCGCCCUCUCUCCCCGCUGCUGGAGCCGCCUCGUGCGCUGCCCUCCAGCCCGCCUGGGGAGGCACAGCGUCCUCACGAGCCUGCCAGCACGCCGAGCAGCAAUCCCAGCUCCCCGCUCGCCUCUCCUCUCCUGCCCUGUGCCCUCGCAGUGCUCGGGGGGGCUCUCGGUUACAGCUGGGGCACCGCUGCCGUAGCGAUGGGGAGCAGUGUGCUCGGUGGGGUAUCGCACAGAGGAUCGGGCUUGCGGCUAGGAAGGGGAAUAAAGGAGAAGCGGUGUCUGUUCUCUGCCACUAAACCAGGUCUGGGAAGGGAGCUGCUGGGCCCGGAGAGAUGCCGAAGGGCCUUCGUGCAGGCACCUCUCGGCCCGGUGCCCGCGCGUGUUACCUGGCGCAAAUGGGGUGCCCCGGGGACGUCGCAGCUUUCUGAAAGCUCAGCUGAGGGGCUCGGGAGGGGAAGGCCGGUUAACGCUUGGGAUCUUCUUCCCUUUCAAGGGCACAGCAGCAUCCUGCUCUCACUGCUGGGAAGCAUUCGCUGUGUGCCCAUGAAUCCUCCUCGCUGUCACUGCGGUGGGGAAUCUCAUAUCGCACUGGUGAUGCGAGGAGAAGAGGGCAUCGCAGGCCUCCCUCCUGCUCAGAAAAGCUGUUUAUUCAUCUUUUUCCCUCCCCCAGACUCUAGUACGUGAUACAACUGCUAUUUAAAAAUGAAUAGAUGGCUGCUUUCGUGGCUGAGCAGGCACAGCGUGGUGGGCUUCUAUUUUUAGGCUGAGCGCGGCUGGCGACGUGGAGGUGUCGCGAGGAGCAGGGAGGCGGAGGGGAUUCUCUCGCCGCAGGGAUGCGGGGGCAGGCGACGAGCGCAGCACGCUGGCUUUCUUCCUCCCAGCUGCCUUUUUUCUCCUGCUGCCUCCCCCGGCUCCCUCCUGCUGCUCUCUUCUUCCCUCCCCACUCCCCCAGCUCGCCUUUGGGUGCCGCUGGGCAGGGAGGCAGCCAAAUGCCUUUCGAAACGCAGGCAGGAGCCUAGAUGCUCACGGCACGGAAAGGAGAAAAAAAAAAAAAAAAAUCUUUGCACAAAUAAAUGCCCUUGUUUAGGCAUUUUUUUGUUUUCUGAGAGCUCAGCAAGCUCACGCUGCUGCUCCCCGCGUGCCCAGAGGCGUGCGCACAGGCUGAGCUCUGCAUCGGGUCCUGGCCACUCGGUCGGUGUCUCUGUCCUUUGCUGUCUGUCCGUCCCAUCCUCCUCGUCAAACGAGCACUGCCCGAAGCCCAGGGCCAACUGCUGGAAGGACAACAUCAGCCGGGGACGGUGCAGGGGGGCUCGGGGCUCUGCUUUGCCCCCGCUGCCCAUUGGGACCGGAGCUGCGGCAGGAUGGUCCGGGGCAGCCUUGGGGUUGGAUGUGCCUGGUUAGAGGACACGUGGGGGGAGUGAGACCAGCACGUUAAAGCGUGUGUCCCCUGUUCCCGUAAAGGAAAGCUCAGUCUUUGUCCAAAAAGAGGCUUGAAAUAUAAAAAAAAAAGAGAGAACCAAUCCCCAAAUCUGCAGGGUUCUGUGCUGGGGCUGUGCAGCUCUGUGCUACGAUUGCCUUUGCCCUCUGCCUCGUCCUCCCGAAUUGUUUUUGGGCAGCUCUUUGGGCUUACCUUCUGAAGGCAGGUGCAUUGCAAACCUCCUGGCAUCUUCUGGAAGCAGGAAGAGAUCAAGCACCGCUCAGAGGGCUGUGGUCCAUAACGCCCCCCUUGCAUCUGGGAACACGGCAUUCCCUGGUUGUUACUUGUUCAGUCUGGUCCAGGUUGUCGUGUUCGCUGUCUCGAGUGGUUGAUUUAAAAACGUGCUUGACCAAUGCAAGGCUGGCAAGCCCUGGUGGGACUUCUGAGAUCAGUGCUGAUGAUGGGACGGAGAUGCACACGGUCAGGCUGAUUUGGAGGCGGUGUAACUUCGCGGAAACCCAGCGGGGUCACAUACACAGAGCAGUGCCCUUCUGAAGGCGGGGAGGAGGAUAUUGAUCCAGAGAUGAGCACGGCAGGGAAGCAGUGGGUGUCAGCGCUGCCACAGAGCAGCGAAGAACCUCAGCAUCACCUUGCACGACUCGUGUCCCUCCAGGGACCGUCCCCUCCCCAUUGCUUAGGAGCAGGGUGCUGUUUCCCUGGCAGGAGCUGGUCUUGCUUGGGGUCUUUGAGGAGGACCCAUGGGAAUCGUCAGGGUCUAGAGCUGUUCUGGGUAAUGCUUUGUUUCUCCCCCCAUCAGUGACGCCGAGAAGGGAGAUCCCACCCUCCACCACCCGCAGCCAUGGAAGGCGGCGUGCAGCUCCUCAACCGCGACGGCCACAGCAUCUCGCACAACUCCAAGCGGCACUACCACGACGCCUUCGUGUGCAUGAACCGCAUGCGGCAGCGCGGGCUGCUCUGCGACAUCGUGCUGCACGUGGGCACCAAGGAGAUCAAGGCCCACAAGGUGGUGCUGGCGUCCUGCAGCCCAUACUUCCACGCCAUGUUCACAAAUGAGAUGAGUGAGAGCCGCCAGACCCACGUCACGCUGCACGACAUCGACCCGCAGGCCCUGGAGCAGCUGGUGCAGUACGCUUACACGGCUGAGAUCGUGGUGGGCGAGGGCAACGUGCAGACACUUCUUCCCGCUGCCAGCCUGCUUCAGCUCAACGGCGUGCGGGAUGCUUGCUGCAAGUUCCUCCUGAGCCAGCUCGACCCAUCCAACUGCCUGGGGAUCCGGGGCUUUGCCGACACGCACUCCUGCAGCGACCUCCUCAAGUCUGCCCACAAGUACGUCCUCCAGCACUUCGUGGAGGUGUCCAAGACAGAGGAGUUCAUGUUGCUGCCCCUCAAACAGGUGCUGGACCUCAUUUCCAGUGACAGCCUCAACGUGCCGUCGGAGGAGGAGGUGUACCGGGCUGUGCUCAGCUGGGUCAAGCACGAUGUGGACAGCAGAAGGCAGCAUGUCCCCAGGCUCAUGAAGUGCGUGCGGCUGCCCUUGCUGAGCCGGGACUUCCUGAUGAGCAACGUGGACACGGAGCUGCUGGUGCGGCACCACUCGGAGUGCAAGGACCUGCUGAUCGAAGCCCUCAAGUACCACCUCAUGCCGGAGCAGCGAGGGGUCCUCAGCAACAGCAGGACGAGGCCACGGCGCUGCGAGGGGGCCAGCACCGUGCUGUUCGCUGUGGGUGGGGGGAGCCUGUUCGCCAUCCACGGGGACUGCGAGGCCUACGACACGCGGACGGACCGGUGGCACAUGGUGGCCUCCAUGUCGACGCGCAGGGCCAGGGUCGGCGUGGCUGCCAUCGGGAACAAGCUGUACGCCGUGGGCGGUUACGACGGGACCUCUGAUCUGGCCACGGUGGAGUCCUACGACCCCGUCACCAAUUCCUGGCAGCCCGAGGUGUCCAUGGGCACCAGGAGGAGCUGCCUGGGCGUAGCGGCGCUUCACGGGCUUCUCUAUGCUGCUGGGGGUUACGAUGGGGCCUCGUGCCUGAACAGCGCAGAGCGGUACGACCCUCUGACAGGCACCUGGACAUCCAUCGCUGCCAUGAGCACCAGGAGACGCUACGUCCGGGUGGCAACGCUAGGUCAACACCUGGACGCCCAUUGCCAACAUGCUGAGCCGCCGGAGCAGCGCAGGGGUGGCCGUGCUGGAGGGGAUGCUCUACGUGGCCGGCGGCAACGACGGGACCAGCUGCCUGAACUCCGUGGAGCGCUACAACCCCAAAACCAACACGUGGGAGAGCGUGGCGCCCAUGAACAUCCGCAGGAGCACCCACGACCUGGUGGCCAUGGACGGCUGGCUGUACGCCGUGGGUGGCAACGACGGGAGCUCCAGCCUGAACUCCAUCGAGAAGUACAACCCGCGCACCAACAAGUGGGUGGCAGCCUCCUGCAUGUUCACCCGCCGCAGCAGCGUGGGGGUGGCGGUGCUGGAACUGCUCAACUUCCCACCCCCUUCCUCGCCCACCCUCUCGGUGUCUUCGACGAGCCUUUGACAAAGGAUCAGGACCUGCCCUACCUCAAGGGGACAGGGGCGCCUGGCGGAGCACCCGGCCGCCGUGGCCCGCCCCGCGGGGCAGCCGGUCGUUAUAGGAGGAGAGCGAAGGCACCGGGUGCCACCUCCAGCCCCGGCACCCCCAGGGACCCCGGAGCCGUCCCCGCUCUCGGUGCACGCAUGGGACCCUCACGGCGGUCAGAAAUGUGCUUCCCGGGGGAGCACCCUCCUUCCAGGGGGCGAGGAGAGGAAGUACUCUCCGCCCCGUCCACAGACUCAUCUCACCGCCCUCCCGAGGGGUGCGUAUUUUCCUUUGGGGAGGGGAAUCUCGAAAUCAUUGCUGCUUCUCGGAUUCAGACGAUCCGGCCGGUGCCGCACGGGCGAGCACAGCCAGCCGUGGAGGCUCCCCGGAGUCCCGUUGGGUGGCAGAGGUGGGCGGCGCUCCUCCCAGGGACACGGCCGAGUGUGCAAGCGCUCCUCUGAAUGUCACUGUAGCCAAACUCUUUACCAAGCCUAUCGUGCACUGUUAAAGACUCUGAGGCCACCGCAUGGUUCUCAAUGGUGUCUAAUUGAUGCCUUAAAAUAAACGAAUGACUGAAGCCCAGCGAAGGGACAGGGCCUGGAGGAGGCGAAGUUUGGAGACAAAGCUGGAUGCAGCAUCCACAUCCCUCGGGGUUUCCAGGCUCAGCUGGCCCAACCUCAUUCCCAAGGAUCCCAACUGCCCGUCCCUUUGGGGCGGCCCCAGACGGGUGGAUUGGACUUGUUUGCAUCGUGCCCAGGUCGAUGUCCCAGGUUCAAGUGGCCGUGUGGCUGCCUGCUCCCCGCGCGUGCUCCUGGUGCACGGUCUGGUGGGAACAGAUCGGCCUGGCUGCUGCUCCCCUCUCUGCAAAGCAGGUUCUGGGUUCAUGGGGAGGGUCUCGGUUCUUGAAGGAGAACGGUCCAGCCUUCUGAACGAGGAGGGUUGCCUGGUGUUACUUUUUUUUGGGUGUUAAUUUUUCACCUUUUUUAAUUUGAGUGCCAGUAUUUUAAUUUUAAUUACUUCAUAUCCUUUUAUUUUUACGCCUCUCCCGGUAUUCCCCAUCCCAUCUGCUUUUAAGGCAGCAGAAGGGAUGCAAUUACUUUUCUUAAUUGUUGAUGAGAUGAUGACUGUGUCCUGGAAGACGUUCUCUAAAGAUGUGUGGGUGUGUGUGCAUGUGUGAGAUACCAUAUGUACAGCGAAAGCAGCAUGGAAGGGACCAUGUGCAAUUAGCAACUCCCUGGCAAUUAAGCAGCCACUUUAACUAAAGGUUGAAUAAAUUAGCACUGUAAAUCACAAGCCUGUCCUUCCAGACCCGCCUGUGCCGUGGGACCUCCUGGGCGGUUGCUUAGGAUGCGAUUUCGAUGCGUGUGCUGCAGGGUGUGCGCGUUACAGGGGAGAGACUCAACCCCUGGUACCUCAGCGGUGUUCGCAUGGGGCAUCGGAACAUGCUCUGACUGUUUGUUUGUUUUAGACUUAAUGCCUUCAGCCGUGUGCCCCCGCUCCUUCUUGUUCCCCGUUUACAGAGUUCACAUCUCACUUGUGAUGGUGCCUGGCCUAAGUUUUCAAGUGGCGUGGGAUUUCCUGCUUUCUCUUCUCCUUGGGGUGGAAAGAGAGCUGGAGACUCCCCAACUUAAGGCGAUUUGUCCCGCGAUCUGAUUUCUCCUGGACAGGUGCCUGCAUGUUUUACAAGCCCAUUUACAGUGCCUAAAGUUGGACACCUGAAAUUACCAGCUGCUCCUGAAAAUCUAGACUGCUUCUCCCCCUGGCCUCUCCCACAAGACAGUCUGGGCUUCUCGGGCUGAGGAGGACGUUUUGUUUCUCAGAACAGACUUGAAAUCCGCCUUUUGUUCCCCUGCCACUUCCCAAGACUCUGCUGGAGCCAGCCCCAGCUCAGCAGCUCUCCUCUUCCUGGAGAUUUACGCCCUGUAAGUGGCCAGGAGGCUCUCGCAGGUUGCCUCUUGGGCAGCACGGCUGUAGGGCUGCCAGAAGUGGUGGCAUUAAUCUGCUUUGUGUGCAGUACUGAUGAAUUAGUGAAAUCCGCAUUGGUGUGCGUGCGAGUGUGCGUGAGAGAGGUCUCGAUCCUUUUCUUCCCGUUCCUGUAAGCAACAUCAGGAUUUGAGUCUUUUGCUGGGCUCGUUUCAGCCAGCACAUUCAAGGUGCGCUGGGCUUUAGGGUCCCCUAUACAGGAGGAGCAGCCCGAAAGCCUCACGGUAGUCUCAGAAAGGGGCUGGUGCUGGGACGCUGAGGCCAGCGUAAGGAAUGGGGUAAGGAGAGCUUCAAUCCCUUGCAAUUUACGCUAGAAAAGGUGUGCAAUGCUGCCCUGCCUCCUGAGGGUCAGGGAAAAGGGCAGCGUGACUCCCGUCACCCUCCGGUUGGGUCCUGAGCAAUACCACCACGGAGCCUGCUGUGCAGAACCCUGGGGAGGAGGGAGCCUUUUGUGUCUGACGUCCUAACUAUGCAGGUGCUCACGGCUUUCCCCUAACGGGAAACGGAGGAGAGAAAGGGCGAAAUCGUUCCCCAGCAGCUUGCGGGGGUCCAGAGCACCCCAACCCACACUGUGUGGACACGAGGUGUCAGCAUCUGCCCCGGGGCGAUCCCGGGGCUGGAAUUGGUGCUGCACACCCCUUGCCUCGGCGGGGAUGUGCGUCUGUGUGUGUGUCCGUCUGUGCGUAGUACCCUGUCCGAGCGGGGAGGAGAACCGUCCCGACCCUCUGCCGGUUUUAGUUCAGUGGCGUCUCGCCCCAAACGUCCCUCGUGCCGUUUCCCACGUGAAUUUCCCCCGGCUGAGGGGCGGCUCCGGGCUGGCUGUGUUGAUGUGCUUCGCCCACCGACCCCCCUGGGGGUUGCAGGGGGACGGCCGGGGUGGUCGGAGCCCCGACCCCGCACGGGGCAGGGGUUUGCUUGGCCAUCCCGGUGGGCAGACCCCGUCUAGCCAUGUCAACCCGUCGUCACUGAUUUCUCUGUAAGUUAUCUGACUUAUUUAUGUGGAACUCUGUUUCUCUGAAUUUUUUGCACUACGUGGGACUGGGGAGGGGAUACAAGCAAUACGAGCCAACAUGUACAAUAAAGAUGUUUUCUUGAAUACAG